CCAGGCCUGCAACGAAGAUGUCAGAUAUCAAAGUUUUAAUCAUGUCAUUCUGAAAGAUAUCUGCGAGUUGAAUGACCGAACCAAAUAAGCCAGACCUGAAGAUUUUAUUCCUGAUCCUCACCGGUAUUAUUCUAGAAGAAAGAAGAAAUUAGUUCCACUUGGUUCUAUCCUUGAGGUUCCAGCUGAAACUUGUCAAGAGAUCAAGGCGAGCGAGGGAGAACAUGCGACCAGCGGCAAAUAUUGGUUUGAUUCUUUAAUCCCUGGAGACGUUGUCCAGGCCCAUUGUGACAUGGAAACGGAAGACCUCGACGAGUGUAGCACUACCAAACCAUUUUGCGGUGCAAAUGCAACUGGCUGUAAGAAUACCGUGGGCUCAUUUAUUUGUUCGUGUGAAGAUGGAUUCUCAGGGAGAUACUGCAACGAUGUGGAUGAAUGUGAAGGUUCAGUGAAACCAUGUGAUGCCAAUGCAAACUGUCAGAAUACCCAUGGUUCAUAUUUUUGCUCGUGUAAGGCUGGUUUCACUGGGAGUGGGAAAGCAUGCUCCGAUGUCAACGAGUGCAGUGUUGGUAGUGCAGUUUGUGACCCAAAUGCUAGCUGUCAGAAUACUUUUGGAUGUUAUCUUUGCUCAUGUAAAUCAGGUUUUUUCGGAAACGGAAAAACUUGCUCUGAUUUUAACGAAUGCGACUCCUCGGUUAUUCCUUGCGAUCCCCUUGCCUCCUGUCAAAAUACUGCCGGAUCAUUUGUAUGUUUAUGUCAAAGCGGAUACACUGGAGACGGAAGAACCUGCACUGAUGCAGAUGAAUGCAGUUUUUCUGUAAGUCCGUGUGAUUCAAAUGCAAUAUGUGAAAACACCGUAGGAUGUUUCAACUGUUCCUGCAAAACAGGAUACAGUGGAGAUGGUUUGACUUGCACAGAUAUCGAUGAAUGCGCUGAAGGAUCCCAUGAAUGUCUUCUCGACCUUGCGUCUUGUAUCAACACCUACGGAUCAUACAGCUGUUCCUGUAAUGCUGGAUAUACAGGAGAUGGCGAAACAAGUUGCGAGAUAGCGCUACCGGAAGAAUGCGAGAAUUACCAAUCUCUGAGCACAAGCGACAGAAAAACCUCAAAUACAAGGGGGUGCUACACGUGUGAUAGCUCCCUCACUGGUUGGUAUCGUUUCAAGGAUGCUGCAGGUACGCGUAUGCCUACCACAUGCCCACCUACGAACAGGUGCGACGCAUGCUCAACUGGUUGGCUAAACGGAGUUCACCCUACUACAGCUGACGGAAAAGUUACGAGACAGGUCUGCUUUAACUGGAAUUGAAACUGCUGUAACUGGAACAUCAACAUUGAAGUGAGGAACUGUGGAUCUUAUUUUGUUUACAAACUUCCCCCAGCACCAGUUUGCACUCUGCGAUAUUGCAGCACAGAUUAGCUAACAGUGACAAUACACCGAAAAAGGAACAAAAAAUGUUUUUAUAUUGGCGGCAGCUGCAAUAUUGGAAGUAAACUGAACAACAAGACCUUCUGAAAGGAUUCUGUAGAUAUAAGACAGACUCCUGAGAUAAAGAAGAUUGGUAAUGAUACCUUAUUUUGGAGAUGUGUUCUCAGACCUCUUACUUCAACAUUAGCUUUGGGUUUGCGAUUGAUUUUAUGUAUUUGUAGCAAAUUCAAUGAACAUGUAAAUGGUUCAUUAUUGGUUUCCUAUAAUUGUUCAAAAUACAUCAUUUUAAUCUUCCCAAUGGUAUUUGGUAUUUCAAUUUUCGGUUUUGCAUCCAGUCUAUGUAUUUCCAACAGAAUGUAAAUAGAUGAAUGGUGUGGUUUCUUACCAUUCAAUUUUCUAUAAUUCUAAGUAAGA
Molecule: messenger RNA, 1837 nt
Organism: Stylophora pistillata
Lineage: Eukaryota; Metazoa; Cnidaria; Anthozoa; Scleractinia; Pocilloporidae
Molecular function (GO): calcium ion binding
Source: RefSeq, a predicted model, not a curated record